This is a messenger RNA of Dentiscutata erythropus, 165 nucleotides long. Lineage: Eukaryota; Fungi; Glomeromycota; Glomeromycetes; Diversisporales; Gigasporaceae. The record is from the annotation of a GenBank genome assembly.
UUGCAGAAAAUGAUAAGAGUUUGUCUGUAAUUCUUAAUAAUGCUUUGGAUAAACGAGAGAAAAUCCCUUUUAUGGCUGUCGAUUUUGAGGAUAGAAAAAAAGCCCUCCAAGCUAUUCAAGAUAAAAAUUUUGAAACUGCCUCAGAUGAUAUGUUUUCAUUCCAUC